UUAACCGGAUGUGGCCGUAUCCAUAGAAACCAGGUGCUACAAACUUUCUUCAGUGAGCGAUACUUUAGUGGACAAACAUGACCAAAGACUCCUGUAAAUACGACAUGACGCGCCUCCGUAUCGAACUGGAGCAAGAAAGAGAAAUAAAAGACAUGUUGGAGGAGUCCGUGCGGGACUUGGGCUGCACCAUGAGGGAGCUCCAGGACAGGCUGCACGGCGUGGACGGGGAAGACAACGAGUGGAAGACCAGAUAUGAAACUCAGACUGAACUCAACGUACAGCUGCAGAGACAAAUCUCACUUAUCCACGAAAGACUGGAAGACCUGCGUGGGAAACCCAUGGAUCGGCUGGCCUCUAUACGAUCAUACGAUGACAUGCCACUAGAGUCACUGAGACAGCGCCUCAAGCUGCUGACUGACGAGAAGUCACAGCUCCACAGUCAGCUGAUGGAUUCUCGGAUCAGGAUCGAACAGGAGGGAAAGUCUUUCCAUAAAACAAAUGACGAGAGGCGAGCCUACCUGUCUGAAAUUGCCAAGUUGUCCUCCACAGUUGACGCGCAAAUUAGACAGUACUCCAUGCCGCCACAGAGGGGGACAGAGAGCAAAAAGAGGUCCGUGAGACACAAGCUGAUAGCAAAGCAACCGAGCAGGAAGUCAGAGGCCGACGGCAAGAAAGGAAAAGUGAAAGAAAAUGACGGAGGAGAAUGUGUGAAAGGAGAAGGAGGGAUGGUGGAGAGGAGCCAGCAGAAGAAAUCCCACCAUGGAAGCAGGUUGCCCACCCUCAAACAACACGUGAAACACUAAAAAAACCAAAACACCGGGUGUCAGGCUGCCUACAUGUCCAACGUGCCAUUUGCAGGCUCUAGCAAGUCUUUUGAAAACAAAAACUCCUACCACACAUGUGUUAUGUGAGCAACACCGCCGCCUCCACACAGGCAUCCACCCACACGCCAACACAACACCCUCACCAGCUGGCUGAUGGAUCUUGUUGGAUUGUGUACCUAAUGAAGUGUCCAGUGAGUGUCAUACCUUCAAGAACGCAAAUGAGACCAAUCUCCAAUCUCAGAGCGUGUCCUCUGGUGCCAGCCUCCCGCUCUUUUUCCAGCAUGUGCCCUGUUUUCCACGGGAUUGAUUUAGACUUGACGACGUCGCCAGCCAUCAGUGUGUGACGCACGCUAGGUCCCCCUGUUCACCCUCCCCAGAUAGAAAUGUCCUUUAUGCAGCCAACAGGCACACUGAUGUACAUGUAGGACUGAUGUGUCCAUGUGAUCAAUGCGUUUGACCAUUAAAUGAUGAUCUUUUCUCACCUGCCUCCACCACUUAAAGAGAAAGGCAUGCGUGGAUGAGUUUGGUGUGGAAGAAGAGGCCUAACACCAGUGACCUUUGUCCUCACAAAUGGACACACUGUGAAAUCUUGUAGAAAGUCUUCCCAGAAGAGUGCAAGCUGUUUUGUCAUUCCCAGUGGGUGUCCCAAUACUUUUGCCCAUGCCAUGUCGUCAUGAUGCAGUGACCUAAAUGAGGUGGCCUCUUUAUUUGGACCUUCAUGUGGGUCAGUAGAGCCUUUUAGCCAACCCACGUGAGGAGACUCAAAUCAGUCACAUGUCAAUAAUAUGAAAGGUCCGUCAUACGUCAUGUGAUCUGCUUUAGUCUGUCACAGUUACAGCUGGAGUGCUUAUAGACAUAGAAGUAUAGAAUUGGAGAAAUAUAAGACUGGAACCAUAGGACUGCAGCACUACAGAAGCUUUCAAAACUAAAAGGGCUAGUAGGACGUACAAGGCUGUACAAUCAUAGCACUCUAGAACUAGCAGUUCUAUGUAACUACAGUCAUCAGAGGACUGUUCAAAAAGGGCACUGGUGUGGGAAUAUAGACUGUAUAACUCUUACAGCUCUACAACUAGAGCACUAGGACUGAAGACUAAAGGACAUUUCAGCUACAGGACUAAGAACUUUGGGACUAGACGUUGUACAACUGUAGAGAAUGAACUCUAGAACAAGAAACUAUGAUGAGUGUAGAACUGGACUUGUCAAAAUAUUGAACUGUAGACAAAAGACAAUUGAACUAUAAGACUAAAAGUACUUUGGGACUAGAAACCUAUGUUCAUAGAAGUGUAGAACCGACACAAAUACAGAACUGUACAACAAGAGACUGUACGAUUGUAGAACUACAGGCCUGCCGAACACAGCAUCACAGCACUAGUCCUAAGGGGAGUGUAGAAAUAUGGCACCACAGUAUAGGACUACAGAACUUUUAGCAUAGAACUGAAGGACUAACAUAACUUAAGAACUACAGAUAUAAAGGAUUAUUGAACUAAGGACGUUGGGACGAGAACUAUGUUUAUGUAAGUUUAGAACAAUACACAGGACUGCGGCGGAGUCUGUCGAACUACCCAUCCAUCCAGCAUCUUGGGUUGCGGGUAUGCUGGAGCCUAUCCCAGCUGACUUCGGGCGAGAGGCGGGGUACACCCUGGACUGGUCGCCAGCCAAUCGCAGGGCACAUAUAGACAACCAGUCAUUGACCCUCACAUUCAUCCCUAUGGACAAUUUAGAGUCGCCAAUGAACCAUGCCAAAACAUGCAUGUUGGAAUAUGGGAGGAAACCGGAGUACCCGGAGACAACCCACGGGGAGAACAUGCAAACUCCACACAGAGAUGCCCAGCGGAGAUUCGAACCCAGAUCUUCCCAAUCUCCUGACUGUUUGGCCAACCGUCAAACUAGAGGACUGGAAGUAUGUUUCUAUUAGGGGUGUAACGAUUCGCUUUAACAACGAUUGGAUUUGUAUCACGAUUCGCGGUUGCCGAUACGAUUCAAGGACGAUAUUGGUUCAUUUAGAACUAGACCUGUCAUGAUAAUGCAUAUAUCGAUUUAUCGACCGAUAAAAAAAAAAACAGGUUGAUAAUUAUGAGCGCUCGAUAAAUUGACAUGUACGUGUAUGUGUGUGUGUGUGUGUGUGUGCUCCAUCUGCUAGUCUUUCUGUGCCUCACAAGCUGAAUGACAAGAGGGUUCACUCUGCAUCUGUCUGUGCGCAUUGAUUCCAUUGUGGAAUGAAUGCCGAGAGCCUUGUGACAGCAUAUGCUAACAUGAAUCAAGGCACAGAAGCGGUAGUUUUUAAGGCGAAUGCAACAUCAGCAAUGUGGGGAUAUUUCGGUUUUAAACAGAAUGAACAAGGCGAGCGCAUAAACACAGAUAUGUCGCAUUUGUUCGAAGCAUGGGAACACGACCAACUUAUAUGCUCACCUGAAACACCACCAUCCUUUUCAGUUUUCCAAACUGGGAAGAAAAGACACCACUGGAGGUGCAACAGACACUUCGUCCCGACAGCCAACGCUUACUGAGUUGUUUGGUUGGCAAAGUAAACACAAGCAAAAUAGCGCAAAAUGGUGCAUACUCACAGACGUUGUGGCUCGCUACAUUGCAAAAGAAAUGCAACCAUUCAAUACGGUGGAAAAGCCAACAUUUCGGAAAAUGUUAGAAAUAUUUGACAGACAGUAGGACAGUACAGAGAACUGCAUUUGAUACGAUGUACUUGCAUUAUGCCAUAAAAAUAAGGAAAAAAUGGCCUCAGAACUGACUGAGUGACGCUCACAUGGGUACACUAUACGUGAGUACCAUCUAGUGGUGGUUCAAAUGUGCAUUACACCUCAUGAUCUAUGAAAAAUGGCAAAAAAAUGAUGAAAUUAUUGCAUAUCGUCUAUUUUGUAGCACAAAUAUCGACCAGUGUUAAUGUGUUUUUGUGACAGACCUAUUUAGAACGAUACGAUCUCAAACGAUUCUGUAAAUUUAAAUUGAUUUGGUAACUUUUUAGCCAAAAAUUCAACCAGUGUGACUGUGAAAUAAAUAACUGGAUACAGGACAGUGCAGGUGAAGUUUCCUAGAUUCCCGCUGUUGUUUGUAAGGGAAUCAGGUAUAAACUAAUUAUGGAUACAAACAAACAAGUAACCAACAUUUAAUGGCAAAUGCAUUCACAUUGUGUUUGAAUAAUGUGCAACCAACACUUCAGGUUGAAUUAACAUGAGGUUCAUCUUUUCUGCUCUCAUUUUCAAUAAAAAAAAGUACAUUAAGUGGACUGUCAACAGUACAUUUACCUGCUGCGUCUGCUUUUGUUUUUCAACAUAAAAAAAUGCAGUAUUAAUAUCAAAAUAAAGUGCAACCAACAUCUCUUUAGGUUGAAUUAACAGGAGGUUUAUCUGCUACUUUUGCUGUUGUUUACAUCAUAAAUACUUUGGUACUUUGUGUAGGAAUGUUACAGAAUUUUGAAAUACGUAAAAUCAAAUUUGGGAUUAAUUCUGAUAAAACAUGACUUGAACUUUAAUUUGAUACCUCAUUCACUUCUCUACCCCAAAUAUUAAAGAAGUUUGGACAAAUUUUAUACGGGGAAAUGGUGCCUUUGUUUCCCAUUGCUUUAACAUUGAGUCAAGACAAAAGCUGUGCUCGACCCACGGUCCGAGUACUGUACAACCGUACUACAAAAUAUAUCAUAACUUAGGCUGUGACAUUUGUUUUGAAAGUCAACAGAGUAUCCAUUUACAUUUAUUUUUGAUCAUCAAAAACUCUAGGGAAGAAAAUCAAGUGUCAUCAUUUUUACAAAUUGCAGUACACAGUAAUUCUGGGCCAAAAUUUACAUAUUUAAGAUUUUAACAAAAUUUCAUCUGCAAAUAGAUAUUAAAGUAAAUUUAUAUCCUACAUACAUUUCAUCUUGUCCUGAAACGCUGAUCCAUGAGUUUGAAAGGCUAAAAGUUGGAUGAAGAUUGUAUGAGUCGAUAUACACUCAGUAUAAAUUCGAUGAGAAAUUGAAGAGGAAGAAGUAAUCUACCUAACACCAUGGAUACGAAUGAAAAUUCGUUCCUACAGUUCCUUGGAUGUUUUUGUGGGGUCUUUUGUGACCUCUUCGAUGAGUCGUCAUUGCGCUCGUGAGGUAAUUUUGGUUGUCCGGCCACUCUUGGGGAGGUUCACCACUGUUCCAUGUUUUCGCCAUUUGUGUAUAAUGGCUCUCGCUGUGGUUAGCUGGAGUCCCAGAGCUUUAGAAAUGGCUUUAAACCUUUUCCAGUCUGAUAGAUCUCAAUUAAUCUCAUUUAUGUUUUAAGCGGGGGCAAUCACUUUUCCACACAGGGCCCUGUAGGU
Messenger RNA from Dunckerocampus dactyliophorus (ringed pipefish), 5117 nucleotides. It is a transcript of the gene ccdc169, whose product is annotated as coiled-coil domain containing 169. Bases 78 to 803 code for a protein of 241 amino acids. The transcript is spliced from 8 exons. The record is from RefSeq and is a predicted model, not a curated record. Lineage: Eukaryota; Metazoa; Chordata; Actinopteri; Syngnathiformes; Syngnathidae.